Messenger RNA from Penicillium chermesinum, 762 nucleotides. Its product is annotated as alpha/beta hydrolase. The transcript has 2 exons. The coding region runs from base 1 to 762 and encodes 253 amino acids. The record is from RefSeq and is a predicted model, not a curated record. Lineage: Eukaryota; Fungi; Ascomycota; Eurotiomycetes; Eurotiales; Aspergillaceae.
AUGACCACUAUUCUCUUCGUCCCCGGGGCCUGGAUCACACUUGCCGCCUAUGAGCCAUUCCUUCAAACACUAAGUGGCGCUGGCUAUGAUACUCGCUUUGCUGCGUAUCCAUCUCUAGACCCUAAGGAUCCUACGGCACAAGAUGUUGAGGCCGACACGAAGGCAAUUGCUUCAACACUAAAACCCCUCGUGGAGGAAGAGGGAAAAGAUGUCUUAAUCAUUCUUCAUUCCUAUGCGGGUAUGCCUGGAGCAGCUGCAGCCACUCGUUUGAGUAAAACCCAGCGGGCCAAAGAGGGCAAAGCGGGCGGUGUCAUGGGCCUCGUAUUUAUUGGGGCGUUUGUAGUUCCUGAGGGCCUUAGCUGUGCAGGUCUGCAAGGUGGGAAUCUGCCCCUUUGGAUCCUCCUUGACAAUCCAUCGCCAAACCUCAACCUCCCCGAUGACCCGGUGGGAAAUUUUGCCGCGGAUGUCGAGCCUGAGUUGGCCAAGCUCCUUGUGUCGGAGAUCAAACCUCAUUCUUCAUUGGCAUUUACCGCUCCCCAGCCACAUCCUGCUUGGGCGGACGAGGAGUUCAAGGGACGUUUGGCAUUUAUUGUGACCGCGAAUGAUCCGGCUGUCCCGAAGGAAGCUCAGUAUGGCAUGAUGGCUGGGUCUCAGAAAGAGUGGAUUGUCAAAGAGAUCGCUUGCAGCCAUUGCGCGCCUUUCCUUAACCGCAAGGAUGAAACCCUAGCGCUGAUUCGGGAGGUUAUCAGUGAGCUUCCCUAA